GUUAAAAAUAAGAUAAUGUGUAUGAUGGAAACACAUGAGGACGAGGCAGUUGGACGGGGGUUGGCAGGCCUGCACACUACCCACCACCACAACAAGGCGUCGCAGCUGUAGCGGCCCGCGCUUUCAUAGUACCGCCGCUCUUCAGCUUGUCCUUCAUCACCCACGUCAGCCUCACACACCAUGACUGGGACAAGUGAAGGCGAGAACUCCUCCUGCUCUAAGGAUGAGGCAGAGGAGGAGAUGGGCAGUGGCAAGGAGGAGGAGGAGGAAGAAGAGGAGGAGGAGGAGGAGGAGGAGGAGGUGGUGGCUAAGGAUGAGAAAUCCAAGCCUGUCAAGAGAUCCCGGGGUCGUCCGAGGAAGUGUGAUGCCAAGCCAAGGGAUGACACAGUUCUGGUGACAACAGCCAAAAGAAAAAGGAAGAAGAAUUCGCGUUACGAGGAUUUCAAGAGUGAUGAUGAAGAGAACUUUGAGGGAGGGCGCAAGAAGCCUGGAAGGAAGAAGGGACAGUCACUGGAAAGUGGAGCAUGGGUGGCCCGCAAGCCUUUGGGGCGGCCAAGGGCAGGAGGCAUGCGGCGAGUCCAGAAGAGCACACCAGAGUUGAUUUGUGAACUGGGUCAAGUGUUCUACACCUUGGGGUGGGUCAGCGGCACUGGGGGUGGCAUUAGCAUCAGAGACGGAGAGAGUAUAUAUGUGGCCCCUUCAGGUGUCCAAAAGGAACGCCUGCAACCUGAGGACAUGUUUGUCAUUGACCUGGAAGGGGAUGAGCUGUCAGUGCCCCUGAGUGACCCAACGCUUUCCAAGUCUCAGUGCACUCCUCUCUUCCUCCUGGCUUACAAGAUCCGUGGUGCUGGCGCUGUCAUACAUACACAUUCCAAGAAUGCAGUGAUGGCAACACUGGCAUUCCCAGGCACAGAGUUCAGGGUCACCCAUCUGGAGAUGAUCAAGGGCAUUAGAUUGGCCUCGGAGAACCGGCAGAUGCGGUAUGACGAAGAGCUGGUGGUGCCCAUCAUUGAGAACACACCCUUUGAACAUGACCUCAGUGACAGCAUGGCACAGGCCAUAGAGCUGUACCCAGACACCAAUGCUGUGCUGGUGAGGAGACAUGGACUUUAUGUUUGGGGUGACACCUGGGAGCGCGCCAAGACGAUGACUGAAUGUUACGACUACCUGUUUGAUAUUGCCGUCCAGAUGGUUAAGCUGAACCUUGACCCCACAAAGGGUCCCCCUAAGACUGAGGAACAGCUGAAUGGCAAGUAAGGGGUGGCUGGCAGAUGUUCUCACCCACACCAGCACUGCACCUUUGCUCCGCCACUGACUGACUUCCUCAGCUGGGCAGUUCCUUAGUGGUGGAUAGAUAAGUACAACAAUUCUUUAUUUUUACAAGUGCUUUUUGAUUUCCACAAUUGAGGUUUGGUACACUAAGUGUUGAUGAUACAGCAUUGCUUUCUUCUAAUGAAUUGAGAAUGAAAGAAUGUUCCAUGAAUACCUUUAAUUUCUUUAAAGGUAUGUUAAUCUUGCCUAAAAAAAAAGGUUUUUACUUUUAUUUGAUUUUUUUAUGUAUUACAAAAUUUGACUUUUUGUCAGACAAUUUAUAGAAUUAAUGAACUUUUUUAUUAUCAUUGUUUGAUAAAAAGGGAUACUCGAUAAUUCCUUCUUGUACAGUUAAUUUAACUUUGCUUUCUUGUUUGUUUGCUAGUGAACAACAAGGCAAGAUUUUGUUAAUGAGAUGCACACAACCUAUGGAGAUGGGACCACAUGGUAAAGAUGUGGUGCAGCAUGUUAGUGUCACACUCUGAGAGAAGCAUAGGAGUCUGACCUCAUAAUGUCUCAAGUAAUCUUCUCUUUAGUUUGAAUUGUUUUACAUUAAUAAUAACUGAAAAGUUGUUUUAGUCAAUGAAUUGUACAUUGUUGUUGCAUUUGUUCAUGUGUAGAAAAUGUGGCAGAGAGAGAGAGAGAGAGAGAGAGAGAGAGAGAGAGAGAGAGAGAGAGAGAGAGAGAGAGAGAGAGAGAGAGAGAGAAACACAUUGAAGACCUUUGUGACUAAACCUACUUACAGUGGGCAUUUUUCCUUUGACAAUCUAAGAAUAGAAUUUGCUUGACUGUGUUGUGGAUGGGAUCCUUGACCAGCCAUGUGUGUGACUGCUCCAGAACCUGAAUUUUGGCUUGAAAUAUUCUGAGAAUCUUCAUUCACAAUACCACAAGGAAGUAGAAACACAUUCAAGACUCUUGGUUAUAUUUAGGCACUAUGAUUUGUCAUCAUUAAAAUGCUUUGUUUUGUUACUCCCAUCUGUAGCUUCACCUAGUCAUGUUUGUCUGAUCCAACAAUGGAAAUUCUCAGUAAUGUUUCAGUAUGUUGUUAGUGUGUGCUGACAUACAUCACUACUACAGGACUCCUUUCCUUCCUUACUUUGUGUAGUGUGGAUUAUAGAUGGCUAAGUUUGUUGAUGACUUGUGUAUAUGUUGAUCUUAGGACUGACCAUAUGAUUAUUACCUUACAUGUACUACCCACAAGGCAUUUGUGUGUGUGUGUGUGUGUGUGUGUGUGUGUGUUGCUCAUUAUGCAGCUGAGGUGUUUUGUGUUUGAGCAGUUCUGUAUCUUCCAAUUGCUGCUGGAUUAAGUUAUUGUUUGUUUGAGUUGUCUUACAGGAUUCCUUCUCUAGAAUGUCAUUUUACCAUUUUAUGACUAGUGGACCAUUUGGUAAAAUAUAUAAAAAUCUUCAAAGAAAAUAGAAUUUCUAAUUGGCUUUUACCUCUUGAACAAACAGCAGUAGUUCAACAUCUAGAUAUUAAAUGAAAAAUGAAAAAGUAUGUAAGUAAUUUGUAGGGUCUCCAGGUGCAAGGAAACCUGUGUUGUGCUGGCCUUUACUGAGUGCCACAGAGAAGCAAUAACUGAAGGAGCAGCAGUGUUAAGUGUGCAUGAAAUACGGUCAGGCCAGACACUUGUUUCCUUAUCCUCAAAACGGUUCACAACUUUUUAAUAAAUGGGUGCAAAGU
This is a messenger RNA of Scylla paramamosain (green mud crab), 2994 nucleotides long. RefSeq names its product probable methylthioribulose-1-phosphate dehydratase. Gene Ontology annotation, molecular function: methylthioribulose 1-phosphate dehydratase activity; metal ion binding. The record is from RefSeq and is a predicted model, not a curated record. NCBI's taxonomy places the organism in Eukaryota, Metazoa, Arthropoda, Malacostraca, Decapoda, Portunidae. Gene Ontology annotation, cellular component: cytoplasm. Bases 181 to 1257 code for a protein of 358 amino acids. The transcript has 8 exons.